Vanrija pseudolonga is the source of this 972-nucleotide messenger RNA. RefSeq lists its product as uncharacterized. NCBI's taxonomy places the organism in Eukaryota, Fungi, Basidiomycota, Tremellomycetes, Trichosporonales, Trichosporonaceae. Bases 1 to 972 code for a protein of 323 amino acids. The record is from RefSeq and is a predicted model, not a curated record. The transcript has 4 exons.
AUGAAGUUCUCGCCCCUCAUCCUCCUCGCCCUCGUAUCGGCUGCCUCGGCCGCCCCGACGCGCCGCGACGGCACGGGCAAGUGCCGCGCCAAGUCGAAGGGCGUGAGCGCGAGCGGCUCGGCCACGCCGACUGGUUCGGCGGUGCCGGCGCCCUCGGCUCUGGGCACCCCGAUUGAGGCGAGCGCCGCGCCCACGGCCAACGCGGCGUCUUCGAGCGCCCCUGCGUCGAGCGCGCCGGCCUCGAGCGAGUCGGCUUCGUCGUCCACCGAGUCGGCCUCCGCCUCGGCCUCGGCCGCGCCGACGGGCAACGCGCUGAUCAAGGCCCCGAGCGGCAACUACAACCCGCCGAAGGUCGCCAACCAGACCGUCUUCUCCGACCCGAGCAUCACGCCCUCGCUGCCGACGCCGCUCGGCCCCGACCCGCAGGUGAGCGGCAUCAUCAGCCCGCCCGGCUCGGUGGGCCUCAACCCGCCCGGCGACAUCCCCGCCGACGACCCGCUCGCCAAGACAAUGCUCGAGCGCAUCAACCAGUGGCGCUCGGUGUACCAGGCCGAGCCGCUCUUCUGGAACUCGACCAUCUCCGGCUUCGCGGUCGGCUAUGCGAAGGAGUGCCAGGGCCGCCACUUUAUGAACCACGGCGAGUUUGGCGAGGUCGCUGUGUUUGGAGGCGACAUCACGAACGCCGACAUGGAUUACAUGGUCAAGCGCUGGGUCGACGCCUGGUUCGUCGAGGGCCGCUUCUGGGACUUUGAGAAGCAGGAGGGCAUGUCCGGCAAGGACGUCGGUCACUGGCAGAUUCUCACCGACGCCAUGACCAACCAGGUCGGCUGCGGCUGGUCCGGCUGUGGAAAGAUCUACUGCGACAUCUCCAAGAACUACACCAAGAUCUUCUCGGAGCACGUCCCCGACUACAAGGAGCACGUGUGGCCCCAGGUCGAGAUUCCCUGGGACGAGUACCGCAACGCGUUCUAG